AUGGCAAUCACUCUCCAGCUCCCACAGUUGCAAGUCGAAGAAUCCCUUCAUGGCCAACAAGCUGAUGCUAUCACCCUUUCUCCACGAUCUCGAAAUUCCUCGGCCAACAAUCCCUUCCUAAACAUCCCAAGUACUCCUGCACUAAGCAGCUCCGCUUCCAGUGUUGUCGAAAUUGAUCCAGCUGAAGCUUUGCGACCGGAUCCAGGAACCGAAGCGGGUUUCCAUGUGGAGAACAACCCGUUCGCGUUCACCCCCGGUCACCUGAACAAGCUUCUCAAUCCCAAAUCUUUGCAGGCGUUUGUUGCCCUAGGAGGCCUUCGGGGCAUUGAGCGAGGGCUUCGUACCGACAUCGAGGCCGGUCUCAGUAUUGAAGAGACGUCGCUCCCGGGCCAAGUCAAAUUUGAUGAUGUUGCCCUCUGCUUGGAAAAGGCCCCGGACAAUGAUAGCUCAGCACCCCCCAAACCCAAUCAUAACUGA
Messenger RNA from Rhinocladiella mackenziei CBS 650.93, 477 nucleotides. RefSeq lists its product as uncharacterized. The record is from RefSeq and is a predicted model, not a curated record. The transcript has a single exon. Lineage: Eukaryota; Fungi; Ascomycota; Eurotiomycetes; Chaetothyriales; Herpotrichiellaceae. Bases 1 to 477 code for a protein of 158 amino acids.